AUGCGUUUCACCAUGGUUGCUACUAUCUGUAUCGUCGCACUUGUUUUAAGUCUAACAACAGCAUUCCCUACUCAUGACAAUGCACGACGUGGACUGGUUCCUGAUUUAAGUGCGUUAAAUGGUGUAUUUGUGGAUGGCUUUUCACCUAUUUGUCUAUUUCCUCCUUGCACUGGACCAUCAUUUUUAUUUCCGGAGAUUGAUUGGGAAGCUUUACAUGCAAGCAUCGCUCAAUGGAAUAAAGAACAGGCACAGCUGUUAUUACAAGAAAAUGAAUAA
Rotaria sp. Silwood2 is the source of this 276-nucleotide messenger RNA. NCBI's taxonomy places the organism in Eukaryota, Metazoa, Rotifera, Eurotatoria, Philodinida, Philodinidae. The record is from the annotation of a GenBank genome assembly.